GUGUGCGUUACGUGGGUUCGAGCGGGCGUACGCCCCGCAAGGGAGGGGCGCCGGCGUCUGUGCGAGCCUGUCAGUCCUUGUGCAGGUGAAGAAGGCCAGACAAGUGGAAUAGCGUUUCCUCGUCAGACCACAAAGCAGCUGUCUCCACCGUCGUCCGUGAGGUCGCCCAAGACUCCAUCUGAUGGACAAGGAGGCCUGAUCACCGGCCCCUUCCUUUGGGCCUGUCGGUUGACUGUGUAGUGAUAGAAGGAAGGAGCCAGGGCUCUCGGCUGCCCCACCGUCCAGGCCAGGGGAGGCCCCAGGAGCGGUAGGGAGAUGAAGUUCGGCUGCCUCUCCUUCCGGCAGCCUUAUGCGGGUUUCGUCUUAAAUGGGGUCAAGACCGUGGAGACGCGUUGGCGUCCUCUGCUGAGCAGCCACCGGAACUGUACCAUCGCCGUCCACAUCGCCCACAGGGACUGGGAAGACGCCGCGUGGAGGACGCUGCUGGUGGAGAGGCUGGGGAUGGCCCCCGCUCAGAUUCAGGCCUUGCUUCGGGAAGGGGAAAAGUACGGCCGUGGCGUGAUAGCUGGGCUUAUUGACGUUGGGGAAACGUUGCCGUGCCCAGAAGACUUAGCUCCCGAUGAGGUCGUGGAACUGGAAAACCGAGCUGUGCUGACCAGCCUGAAGCAGAAGUACCUCACGGCGCUUUCGAACCCCAGGUGGUUGCUGGAGCCCAUCCCCAGGAAAGGCGGAAAGGAUAUCUUCCAGGUAGACAUCCCAGAGCACCUGCUCCCCUCGGGGCAGGAGGCCUGAGGAGCGUGCAGGGUUACGGGGAAGCCAGCUAAGUCACGACCCGUGAGCUGACCGUCGUGCCGCAGGCGGGGACCGCAGCUCUGGUCUGGCUGGGCCCUGCCGCGGAGAGCGCUGCCGCUGCGUGCUGUUCGUGGACACAGAUUUCUCCGCUCCCGUGCGGCGGACGGGCCGGCGGGACUUUCCUUGUGAGCUGCCCGUCUGGGCUCCUCGACAGGCUCGAGGACUCUGAGCUUCAGGAGAAAGGGAAAGCGGCCGUAAAGGCCUCUGCACCGCGACUAAUUUGGAUUGCACCAAGAAAUACGUUUCGGGGCGCCUGGGUGGCUCAGUCGUUACGUGUCUGCCCUUGG
Messenger RNA from Neomonachus schauinslandi (Hawaiian monk seal), 1139 nucleotides. RefSeq names its product endothelium and lymphocyte associated ASCH domain 1 (gene EOLA1). The transcript is spliced from 5 exons. The record is from RefSeq and is a predicted model, not a curated record. Bases 316 to 792 code for a protein of 158 amino acids. Lineage: Eukaryota; Metazoa; Chordata; Mammalia; Carnivora; Phocidae.